This is a messenger RNA of Drosophila teissieri, 889 nucleotides long. It is a transcript of the gene Acp32CD, whose product is annotated as accessory gland protein Acp32CD. Bases 10 to 786 code for a protein of 258 amino acids. The record is from RefSeq and is a predicted model, not a curated record. NCBI's taxonomy places the organism in Eukaryota, Metazoa, Arthropoda, Insecta, Diptera, Drosophilidae. The transcript is spliced from 2 exons.
GUUGCAGCGAUGUGGCGGAUGCGGAUGCGGCUACUCACUGGCUACCUGGUCCUGCUGGCCCUCGGCCAUCUGCCGGAGCAUGGCGCUCUGGGCCAGAAGUACUACAUGAACUUUGCCUUCAACAACAAUAAUCCGGACGGCGAAGGAGGCACCGGCGCCGAUGGUGGCGCUCCUGGUGGUGGUGCCGGUGGUACCGGUGGUGCACCCAGUGACUCCCAUCAUUCACAAGAAGGUGACGGUGGUGCUGCGACGGAUAAUCCAAAUGACGACCACGCCACAUCUGCUGAUAAUAGUGGGGCUACCGAUGGCGAUGCCGAUGCCGAUGGUAAGAAAGAUGGUGAAGGCGGUGGCAGUGGAGGCGAUGGCAAAAGCGAUUCCAAAGACUCGAGCGGAGACAGUGCUGCCACGCCGGCGAAUGGUCAUGACGAUGAUAACGAUGACAGCGACAGCAAGGACGCCAAGGAUCGCCACUCGAAGGAGGAUGCCGCAGGGGAGGGGAAGCGCACCGAUCACAGCCACCACAGUAGCUACGAGAUCAGCAUCGAUGACAGCUUUGGCGGCCGGUACGUGCGCUCCAUCUACGAGAGCAGCGAGAGCCACGGACACUCCGGCAGCAAUGCCGGCUCCAAUCAGCGGGACAGCGGAGCCCGCGAUAGCAGCCAGGAGACCCAGACCGCCAAGGAAGUGGCCAGUGAAGCCCCGGCUCCACGGGCAGCUCGCGUCGCUGGCAACGUGCCGGAUGGGCCCGAGACUGGAGCCAAGGAGGAUGACUACGAGGAAAUGUAACACCACCGGGAGAUCUGACCUCAGGUUCGCACGAGGGACUUUGGAAGGACGCAGCCACUUCAAUUGAUUUUAUCAUUAAAAUGACAAUAAAACUUAAAUACCA